CGAGUUAACGACUUUUCACAUUUCAGAGGGCCCGUUCGGUAGCUCCACGGCCCACGCGAGAAGCCGAGUAGCGCUACCAAACGGAGAUUUCGCAGCCGCCGUUUGCUUCCGGUGCCGCGCCCCGCCGUUCUCGGUUGCUCGCCGCUCCCGCUGCUCUUCCCUGCCCGCCGCCCCCGGUCCCCGCGACGCCCCUCUGCACUGUCUGUCCCGCUGCUCCACGGCGCGGACAGACCACCUCGCCUCUUCCGACAUCCGCGGGGAACUCCAAAAGAUCUCCAUAUCAGGUCGCCGCAAUGGAUCACGGAGGCGGCGGCAGCAUCUGGAUCCGUGCGGCAGUGGCGGUGGCGGCGGGAGCCGCCAUCGCGGCUCGCGCCGUCCGCCGCAAAUCUGUCGACUCCAGUGCCGUGUUCGUCGGAGUCCCCGCUAUGGUGGCUCAUACCAUCGCCGGGUACAGGUUCGCUGGGCUGCUACUGGUGUUCUUCUUCACGUCGUCGCGGGUGACGAGGGUCGGCGAGGCGAGGAAGCGUGCUCUCGAUCCCGAGUUUAAGGAGGGUGGGCAGCGUAACUGGAAGCAAGUUUUGUCAAAUAGCGGCAUUGCAAGUAUCUUGGUUGUUUUGAUAGCAUCAGUUACUGGAGGAACAGAUAGGUGUUUGGAUUCAAAAGAGUCAACUCUUGUAACUGCUCUUAUUGGUGGUGUUAUUGGACAUUAUGCUUGCUGCAAUGGUGAUACAUGGUCUUCUGAGCUCGGCAUUCUUAGUAAAGCUGAGCCACGAAUUAUCACAACAUUUAAGAGAGUGCGGAAGGGUACGAAUGGUGGUGUAACCAUAGAUGGGCUUCUCGCAGCAGCAGCAGCUGGAUUCUCGAUUGGGCUUGCAUUUGUGCUGAUAGGAUUAUUCACCACUCAGUGUGCUUCUGAUGUAUUCUGGAGCCAACUGCUAGUUAUACCUUUGGCUACAGCUGCUGGCCUAUGUGGAAGCCUGAUCGAUUCAUUCUUGGGCGCAACAGUCCAGUAUAGUGGGUUCUGCAGUGUUCGCAACAAGGUGGUGGGAGUAGACGGUCCAACAGUCACGAGGAUUUCAGGGAGGAACAUACUGGAUAACAACGGGGUCAAUGUAGUCUCUGUGUUCUUGACAACUGUUCUUACUGCGGUGGCUUGCACAUACAUUUUCUGAUGUUAGCUAUGGCGAGUAUUGGUGCUAUGGUAGGUCCACAUUAGAUGGCAGAGGGAAACCAGAGUGAUGAAUUAGAACAGCAAAUUGUGUAGCAGUGCCAUUGAUCAUUUUCAUACACUUAGCCGUAGUAAAAUUGUUCUUUUAUUAUCAAGUAUUUUCAACACUAGAGAUCUGUGAAAUAGAGAAAUUUCACCUCUUAAAGAUGUCUCAGAAAUCAGAAUCGUUGCUCUAUGCCUAGAUCACAUGUUCUCCCUAAUUACAGGAGACGUGAUUCAUGCGAUGCUUUCUCUGUGAGCAUAUUUACCCUUACAAA
This is a messenger RNA of Sorghum bicolor (sorghum), 1485 nucleotides long. Its product is annotated as protein PGR. The record is from RefSeq and is a predicted model, not a curated record. NCBI's taxonomy places the organism in Eukaryota, Viridiplantae, Streptophyta, Magnoliopsida, Poales, Poaceae. The coding region runs from base 294 to 1172 and encodes 292 amino acids. Gene Ontology annotation, cellular component: membrane. The transcript has 5 exons.